This is a messenger RNA of Malurus melanocephalus (red-backed fairy wren), 3873 nucleotides long. It is a transcript of the gene CDHR5, whose product is annotated as cadherin related family member 5. Gene Ontology annotation, biological process: homophilic cell-cell adhesion; adherens junction organization; multicellular organism development. The transcript has 14 exons. Lineage: Eukaryota; Metazoa; Chordata; Aves; Passeriformes; Maluridae. Gene Ontology annotation, cellular component: adherens junction; catenin complex; membrane. The record is from RefSeq and is a predicted model, not a curated record. Gene Ontology annotation, molecular function: calcium ion binding; cadherin binding. Bases 470 to 2599 code for a protein of 709 amino acids.
CUGCAGCUGAGCCUUGUCACUGCUGGGAUCCACUUGUUCACUUUGUGGGAUACAGAYCCUUUCUCUGACACACCAGAAACCAAAUUUGCCUCCUUCCCACUGGGAGAGGCUGGAGUAGACAGGCAGCUUCCCAAGUACCAGCCCUUGUCCUUCAGGCUCAACUGGGCAGGGGCUUGGCUCUGAGCUCUGAACCAAAUCCAUCUUACAGCCACAGAGAGUUUAGGAUACGAAAGAUCCAGGGGAAAAAAGAGGAAGCAAGAAUUUAUGCGUCAUCGUGCUGCAUGACUGGCAAAUCCUUCAAUAACUCAUCCAAUGGGGCAAAGAGGCAAAGGUUGAACCACUGCAAUCCACAGCCAACUGCUGUUCCUUGACGCCAUAAAGUGGUGAAGGCAGACAAGGGCACAGGGAGGAUCAGGGAGAAGAUCAGCUCAGCUGGAGAAAGGGAUUUCUCGGCAACUGGCAGCUCCCCAUGGCUGUUCCUCAGUGGCUCCUCAUGUCUGCACUCUUCCUGCUGCCCCUCUUGGCACAGGUUUGGGCACAGCAACUGGGGUGCUUUGUCAAUAACAGCAAACCAAGCGUUCCUGAAAAUAAGCCUCGUUAUUUGGUGACCGCCAUCCACACGGAGCCAGGUUUCACCCUAACGAUUGAUCCCAAUUCCCCUGAUGGCCAAUUUUUUACCAUUGAAGGCUCUGAGCUGUGGCUAACAAAGCUUGUGGACUAUGAGACAGACCCUGUGCUGCUGCUGUACCUGAACUGCAGGGACCCUGCUGGCCAGAGYGAUUCCAUUGAAAUCCUGGUCACCGUUCUGAACGAGAACGACAACGACCCCGUGUUUGCGCAGCCGAACCUCAGCAGGACUGUCCCAGAGGAUACAAAAGUCAACACAACCAUUGUAGUCCGUGACGAAUUAAGUGCUACUGAUGCUGACCUGGACACCAUUUACUAUGAACUAACAACCACAGUGCAGGACACAGACGGUUAUUUUGCCAUAAGAGGAGUUAAUAACCCAGAAAUUUAUUUACAAAAAGCACUGGACUUUGACAAAUUUAAUAUGACGAUGUUGCUCUUGUAUGCAAGGGACAGGCCUGUGGGCAGCCCAGAGCCCAGCAGGACGGCCACUGCCACCAUCAGCAUCGCCGUGGAGCAGAGUGACACCCGGCCUCCCUGGUUCCGRCCCUGCACCCUCCUCCACACGGACAACAGCAUCUGCAUCAGCAGCCCCUACUCCGGGAGGGUCAACAUCUCUGAGAUGGCGACAGAGCCGCUCGUCCUGGAGCCAGGACCCAUCUACGCUGCUGACCCCGACUACACCAUCAAUGACAGGAUCGUGUACAGCAUCGUGGGGGGGAAUAAAGACGACGUGUUCUCAGUGGAUGCAGACACAGGGAAUCUAACCAUGAACAAAGUAGUGACUUCCCCAGAUUCCUUCCUGCUGCAGGUUAUGGCCACCCAGGCCAGCAACAGAAGGAAAUACUCAGUAGCCACUGUAGAGAUCAAGGUCAUCAAUAAAAGCCUGCACCCACCCUACUUCGAGAAGAGGAUCUACAAUGGGACAGUGUUUGUUGGGCUGCCCCGGGGGAGCUUUGUCUACCAAGCUGGGGAUCCUUCCACCCCGCUGGUGAUAACGGCGAUGGAUGAGGAUUUCCCUGAUAAACUCAACCCUAACAUUGAGUACACUCUCAAAAACAGCACUGAUUUCAUGGCAACCAGGGAUGGCCUCAUCCUGACCAACGUGGUGCUGCAGUCCCCUGGAACUGUGACCAUCCAGGCUGUUGGAAAAGACGUGUUGAGCCUGCAGGAGGCAAGCACCAUAAUCGUGGUGGAGGUSAUCCUUGCCCCAGCUGUAACCCCCUCUGACAAGAUGUACUCUGCUCAGGACAUGGCUAUCCUAGGGGGCACCUUAGCAGCACUGCUGGUAAUUKCCUUAGUCUUCCUUGGAGUGCUGGUGUGGAAAUCCAGUAGAUGGUAUGGAAUACCUGUCAAAUACCUGAUGAAGAAAAAGCUCUCCAAGGAAACCUCAAAGGGUCACUGGAACAAAUAUUACCAGGAAGAUGAACAGCCAGAUGUGAGCACCAAGCAGAACGAGACAUCAGAAACCAGCAGUGUCCAGGCAGAGACUCCUGCACCAGAGCAGCCAGCACUUGCCUCACUCUCCUCCACUGCAGAGGAAACAGAGAGUUUCCCACAGGCCUCCACAGCUUCCACUGUCAUCUUUGACCAGGAAGAGAAAGAGGAAGAGGAAGAAAAGGAAGCAGAGGCCGGACAAGAGAAAGAAGUGAAGUCAAUCCUCAAGACAGAGAGGCAGGUGGCAGAUGACGGCUAUAAAGCUGUGUGGUUUAAGACUGAUGUGGACCCCGAGGCUGGAGAGAGGGUUGAAGUGAUUGAGGACAAUGCAGCAGAUGAUGAUGAUGAUGAUGAUAAUGAUGACAGUGACCAAGACCUGCAGAAGAAUGAGGAGGAGGAAGAAGGUUCUGAUACAGAUGGUCACCAGCAAGGGCUGGGGGUGUCCUUUGUCUCAGAGAGCUCGUCGCCCAGAGCAGCAGAGGUGACAGUCAACAUGUCUCACACAGGGGCAGGGACAGAUGACUCUGAGAUAUAAUGGAAAUUGGGCUACAUUGGGCCCAAAAAUAAGACAAUCUCAGCUUUUUUUGCUGACAUGAAGCCCAUCUUUCUGCUCAGGGGGAGAACUAGAAUGCAGAAGGAUGAGGUUAUCUGUCCUGCUCCUCUGAAUGCAGCAAAUAAGGCCAGAAAAGAUUACAGCUAAUUUAACUUUAGUGAGACCUUGAAAUAUCACUUAGGAUUUGCAGUGUGAAGGGUUUCAUUUUCUUACCUUCCUGCCCAUCCCCCCUGGGUCCCCUGAUGUCACCUUUCCCAAACUGGCUGCAGGUACAGCAGAGCUGUAGCUGGCCUGGCCUGGCAGCAGCGAGCCCAGCUCACAGGAGCAGUUGAGUUGACUCUUCCCUUUGGGGUGUUGCAGUUGGGUGUCAGCAAAUCCCUCAGAGCCUGCAGGUGCUCCUGUGACUGUGCAGGGCUCACUGCAGGGCUUGGCUCUGCUCUGUGCUCCCAGCACAAGCAGCUGGAAUGUGCCACCAGAUCCUCRUCCUGCCAGCCAGCAGGGUCCAUGCUCAGGACCUGCUGUUUCCUUUGGCACUGGUAAACAAGGACUGAUCACGUGUUUUUUACUGAAGGACUUUGUCAUCAAUUUUCUAUGUUGUAAAACCACUAAUUGUACAGUUCUUUAGCUAUGUGCUAAGAACUGCAAAAGAGCUCCUGAAAUAUUGUCUUCAAGUGCCAAGUCAGCACCCUGUUUCCAGGGAGCAGAGGGAGGGAAAUGUUUGAUGCUCUUGUCUAGGUUUGCAUCUCCCAUCAACCAAUCUCUUCCCCCAGCUGGCAGCCAAAAGCUGGGCUGGUUCCCACUGGCUGAGAGCACAGCUCUUUGCAUUUGCAUCUUCUGAGCAUCAGCACAAGGUCUGUGCUGCUCCUGGAGAAAGAAACCCAACAAUGACUGCUGGGAUCUGCAGGUACAUCAGAGCACAAGUCAUUCCCAAGGAGGCUUUUAUCCUCUUGGGCAGURUGUGUCUGUGUUCCAAUGCCUGGUCCUGCUCUCCUGUCUCCGAGGAAUGCUGCCCUGGCUGCCUGGACUUCAGGAACUGUCCUUGUGCCAAAGGUGAAGCCCCAGACCUGGGCAGCUUCUCUACUUCCUGCAGCAAAGCUGUUAGCCCAGGGAUUGCAGGUGUGAUAAGGGAGCACACCCUGGGUUUGCCAUGUAAACCAAGUGCCUCCAGCAGCUUUGGSAAGCAUUUCCCAUGGGACUGGGAGAACUCCCCAGCUCACUGCAAGGCUGAGGGUGAGCCUGCCCACCCCCUGUGCUUA